This is a messenger RNA of Solanum pennellii, 2818 nucleotides long. Its product is annotated as protein DYAD-like. The record is from RefSeq and is a predicted model, not a curated record. NCBI's taxonomy places the organism in Eukaryota, Viridiplantae, Streptophyta, Magnoliopsida, Solanales, Solanaceae. Gene Ontology annotation, biological process: meiotic cell cycle; meiotic sister chromatid cohesion; reciprocal meiotic recombination. Bases 5 to 2512 code for a protein of 835 amino acids. The transcript has 10 exons.
GACAAUGGAAACUUACUACAGAAAAAGAUCCAGAAAAAUCAUUCAAGCUAAUAUCGAAAUGGAUUACCAGAAAGGGCAAAAGCAAAGCAGUGUCGUUGGUGCAGACACUACAGUACCAGCUUUGGGCAGACAUGAAAACCAACCACUUCUGCCCACAUCAGAAAAUCACUCUACCCUAAAACGCCACGACGACCAUGAAAGUCUGGGUGCGAAGAUGAACAUUGAGAUAGGUUCUAUUUACGAGAUUGAUCAUAUCUUUUUGCCUCCAAGAACCCCAGUUCAACUCAAGUCCAUCCGAGUAGCUAUGGUGAGCGAGACAACUGCAUUGAAUGUGGCAGUCAGGUUCCCGAGCUUGGAGUCACUACACACAUAUUUCAGCAAUAGCACCCGGGAGAUGUAUCCAGCUUUUGACGAGAAGUUUGUCAUGGGAACAGCUCUCGCUAAUAAAGUGCUUCUCCGUCAAGUUCCUUCUCUCGAGUUUGCGGAGAAGAAGCAUCUUCAUAGCUUCUGGUUGAUGAACUCGACUAGUUUGGGUGUUCUCCCAAAGAGUGGAACCUGCUUCUCUCAGCUCAAGGUCAAUGGAAUGGUUACAUGGGGGAUACGUCGCCAAGUCAAGUUUCUAGGGAGACAUGAAGAAAGCAACAACACCAAGUCUUCUUCCAGUUUCGUUCAAGGAGAUGAUAUUCCAAAGGUGGAAGUACCUGCAAAAUCUGAAGAAGAAGAUGAGGAGGAGGAGGAUGAAGAGGAAGAGGAUGAAGUCGGAGCUGAAUCAUUAAAGCAGGAAGAUGAUGAGGAAACAGAGGAGAAUUAUGAGGAGGAGGAAGCUGUAACAGAGAAGACUAACAGGAACCUGAAGAGAAAAAGAUAUAGCUUAAGAGCAACUACAGAGAAACAGGCAAAGAAAACAAGGAUUGAGAUUCAAAGGCAGAAAAAUAAAGUUGCCAAGAAAAACAAAUGCAGGCAGUUGACAGUAUACAAAGACCCCAAAGACCGUUGGUCUACAGAGAGGUACAAGUCGGCGGAGAAGAACUUAAUGGAGGUGAUGAAGGCAAAGGGUGCAAUAGCUACUAACCCAAUUCUCCGGCCAGAGUUGAGAGCAGAGGCACGGAAGAGCAUCGGAGAUACCGGCCUGUUGGAUCAUCUGCUCAAGCACAUGGCCGGUAAGAUUGCACCUGGAGGAACGGAACGUUUUCGCCGCCGCCACAAUGCUGAGGGUGCAAUGGAGUAUUGGUUGGAGAGUGCUGACCUAGUUAACAUCAGGAAGGAGGCCGGUGUUAAUGAUCCUUAUUGGAUUCCCCCACCUGGUUGGGAGCUCGGAGACUCUCCCACUCAACACCCUGUCUGUGCCCAGGAAUUUAGGCACCUGAAAAAUGAGAUUUUUGUACUCAAAAGAGACUGGGAGGACAUGGCCAUUUCCAAGAAACAGUUGGAAAUAGAAGUUGGAAAGCUGAAAAGAAAGAUUGAGGAGCUUGAAUUGAAGAAGAAGCAACAAGAAACCAAAGCUAUUGAGACGUCAAGGAAAGCUAUUCCAUCAAUGGAAAAGUGCAAGAAACAAUUAAUGAUAGCCAAUUCAGAUUUCAUGGCAAAAAUGGAGGAAAAGUUUCUGAACCUGGUCUCUAAACUGGAAGAAAAAGAUAAGGUGAUCACGACAUUAAUGUUGUCGGCUGAACAAUUUGCUGAAGUGAAGAGAAAGGAAGUGGAACAAGGAAGUGAGAAACAUGGAGUGCAAGCAGUAGAUGUAGCAAUGGAGAGAUCAAAUGAUCAGAGCAAGGAGCUAACAGCAAUUAACCCCAGAAAAGCAAAAAAUGCUCCCCCAGCAGCUGAGGGAAAAGCUGCCAAGAUACAAAGGCUCAAGAGUGGCUUCAGACUGUGCAAACCCCAGGGUAGUUUCCUUUGGCCAAACAUGGUCCGCAAGAGUAGCGGUUGUAACUUGUCCCCUCAGGUUGUGGUCCAGGUUGAAGAUCUUCAUAUGGUCCAAACACCACCCUCAGUCUCUUCUUCUACUGCUAUAGCUCCUCCUUCAUUGCUGCCUUACUCUAAUAAUUUUCAUAACAACAACCUAGCUUCCCCUGUCAAGCCUGUCCCUGAAAGACGAGCAGUCACUGUUACUGUCUCCACCAUAUCUAGUGAAACUUGCUAUGAAGCUGGGGAUAACAUGAUGAACUACUCAACUGGAAACAAAACAACUACUCUCAUCAACUUAAAUGAUGUCCCUCAUAACGUUGGUGAAGGAUUUCGCCAAGCCCCAACAUCAAGACAAACUAUAACCACGACAACUACUGUCACACCUCAUACAUUCUCCUCUCCGGUGAAGGGAGUCAAGAUGAGUAAAGCACGGCAAGCUUCAGGGGAUGACAGGGCUAGCCAGGUUAGCAUCAGCAGGGAGGAGUACGGUCAUCAACAAGCAAGCAAAUGCUGUUCUUCAUCUGCCACAUCCUUGCCCCAGGGAGCUGCUAGUUGGUUAGUUCUGGCUACUCCAAGAAACGCUGCCUCAGAUGAGUCCAUCAUUUAGUAGUAGUAACUAAGACUAUUAGGUCCUUGUUUCUAAGCACAAGUUGAAGAUACUGUUUUUUUUGGCCUCAAUCGAGUUGCUUUUCCAUUGGAUGUUUGCUACCUUCUAAUGGUAUCGAUAGGAAUCUAUAUCACACGAUAAGUGUAUGUUUAAUUCUCAGUGUAUUUGUGUUCCCUAUCCCACGUACUAGAAAAACUGAUCUAAUAUUUUCUCUUUCCAUAGUUGAAUUGUUGAAAAUAUAGAGGUUUCUAGCACAUUACGUCUCAACUGUUGUAUGAUAAGAUUAUUAUUAACAGAACAAGGUAU